AUGUUUGUAUUUAUUAUAUUUUUCAUAACAAUAAAUUCCAUCCAUUCGUCUAUACGUACUAUUGAUGAUUGUCAAUUGUUGAUUAUUGGUGGUACAACAUCAGCAUUAGGUGCUCUACUAUCAGCUUCAAAAAUUCUUAAUACACCUACAUGUUUACUUGAACCAACUGAUUGGAUUGGUGGACAAUUAACAGCUGAACUUCUAAGUGCACCUGAUUUUGCUUAUCACAUUAUAAAAGAUAAGGAUACUAAUUUUACUCUAAAUGUUGGUUCUAUUGAUCGACAAUUAAAUAAUCAAAAUCCACUUUUUGUAAAAAUGCUUAAUAUUCUUGGAAACACUGGUCAUUGUUGGGUGUCACCAAAAUGUUCUAUUCCUGAAUUAUUUCAUUCUCAAGUCAUAUUACCAUUAGUUAAUAAUACUCGUAUAUUCUAUAAUACUGUUAUUAAACAUAUUACUAAAGAUUCAAGUAAUCGUCGUAUAAUACAAAUAGAUGCAAUACAACGUUCUAAACGACAGACAUCUUCUGAACAUUGUCGAUUUUUAUCUGAAGAAUUACCUGAUUGGUAUUCAAAAGAAGAUAGUUUAUGGUUUACAAAAAAUGAAUUAUCAUUUAGAAAUAUAUCAUUUGUAAUUGAAGGUAGUUCAUGGGGUGAAGUAUUAGUAUUAUCUAAUGCAAGUUAUAUACAAGGUUUAAUGGAAGAAUUCGACGGUGAUACGUCAGGUAUUGGAAAUUCAACAUGUGGUCAAUCAUUUACAUUUGAUUUUCUUGAACAACUACGUGAGACACCUGUCGAUGAAUUACCUAAUCCAUUACCUGAACCAACUGGAGGAGCAAAUUAUUCAUUUGAACAUUUAACAUGGGAACGUAUAUGGACAUAUAGAAGAGUAAACACAUCUGCACCGAAUUCAGACAUAGUUGCAGUCAAUGAUUUAACAAUACAGAAUUGGUCGGAAGGUAAUGAUUAUCGAAAGGAAUACUUUUUUCUAUCUCCAUCUGAUACACAACAUCAACGUGAUACUAAUCAAUGGCAAGGUGGAGUCAAUUUAGAUGCUAUUGAAAAUGCUGAAAGAUUAGCUUAUGGUUAUCAUUAUUGGUAUCGAAAAAAUGCACCAACACAAUGGACAAAUCGAACAGUUCUCAUACGAUCGAUUUCAGCAGCAGGUACGUGUCAUGGUCUAGCAAAAAUGCCUUAUUUACGAGAAUCACGUCGAUCAAUUGGUUUUGAAAAUUUUCUUAUGAAUAUUACAACUAUUAGUGGUUAUGCACGUAAUUUACAUGGAUAUAUUUUUGAUGAUCGUUUAUGUAUAGGUGCUUACAAUGUUGAUAUUCAUUCUAUGGUCCAAUGUACUUAUCCAUCAUAUAUGCAUGAAUCCUAUUCAAUACUUCCUUACUAUAUACCUUUACGUGCAAUGACUAAUCGAGAUAUUGAUAAUUUAAUUGUAAUUGGUAAAACAAUGGCACAAACAUUUUUAGUUAAUUCAGCAACUCGUUUGCAUCCAGUCGAAUUUUCCAUAGGACAAGCAGCAGGUGUAGUUGGAACAUAUGCAGUUCAGAAUAAUUUACAAAAUAUAACUGAAAUACUCAGAGAAGAACAUUUAAAACGUGUGCAAUCAAUUGUAAAGGAAUUUACUCCAACAUCAUGGACAAUCAAUGGAACACGAUAUCCAGAUGAUUGA
Rotaria sordida is the source of this 1677-nucleotide messenger RNA. The record is from the annotation of a GenBank genome assembly. NCBI's taxonomy places the organism in Eukaryota, Metazoa, Rotifera, Eurotatoria, Philodinida, Philodinidae.